AUUCCCUGGAAAGCGGGGAAUCAUAAUUUCAGGCUCACAAUGGAUCUCGAAACAGCACCUCUGCUCGCAAAUCGAAACGCGGAGGAAUCUGAGCGAACUACAUCAACUCACAAUCCCCCCACCGAACAUGCCCGAGGACGUUUGAUUCGAGAAGAACACAUCAACCGGGUAUUGCCCGUAGCAUUUACAGCUUCUUUUGCGAUUGCAGCCACAUCUGCGACGACGGUGUUUGCUUACGCUCACUUGAUGUGCAAAGAUCCGGCGAACUGCGAUGAACAAGAAAGAAAGCCCUACGCUGGGGUAGUGGCUGUUGCAACAAGCAUCGCAAAUGUGUGCGGGGUGUUGAGUGUGGGCCUUUUGCGGCAGUGGAAUACGGCCAAUCCCAAAUUUGGACUUUUCUUCUGGUUGACAUGUCGUGGAACAAGCCUCUUAUUUCUGGUCGCAGGAUUAAUGCUAGACAGUAUCUACGUUGCGGUUGCGGGCAGGGUGUUCGAGGGAUUCGCCACUGACAAUGUGCUCCAUUACACUCUAGGAGCUGUAUACGUCAAGAGUGAAGAACCGGCGAUGGUCGCGCGACGGUUCGGGACGUCAUUAGCUCUGUACAUGAGCGCAAUGUCUAUGAGCCCUACAAUAGUAACAUUGCUCCCAGAUUUUGGUUGGAGUUUUGGGCUUGCGAUAGCAAUCCUCGGCAUUUCGCUAAUAUAUGUGGCAUUGUACGUUCCGACGGUUGAUUGCGCCACGGGACGGAUUUCAGAUCAGCAACAGUUUCAGCAUAGCUUGAAGGCAUGGAGUCAGCGAACCAAAUCGAUAUUGAAGUCUUCGCGAACAUUCGUUCGUGGGCCUUUCACGAUACUUCCUGGGAUGGCGAUAUUUCUUUACAAUGCCGCACAAGCCUAUCUCUUUCCAGCUAUCAUGGUACAUGCAUCCAUACGUUUUGGAUUUACGGGUACAGAGAAUGGCUACUUGAUUUCGAUUGCCGCCCUCACAUCUGCCAUUUAUCUAUUCGCGAUCAUGUUUGCAGUACCCAAAUGUACUAAGCGGUUUAAAACAAGGCCACAACAGCGAGAGGACAGUGAUCGCGACACCACAGGAGCAAGAAGUGACGAAAGAAGUCUAACUCGCAGAAAGUCUGACGCGCUUUAUGCUCUCACCUCUAUGCUUGUUCAGGUUAUUGUUCUUCCUUGUAUCAAGCUAGCGGGUCGUCCUCACGAGUUGUACGGCUUAGUGGUCCUCAUCGCUUUGGGGCUCUCCGCUCCCAGUUUCAUCAAGAGCUAUGCAGUUACAAGCACCAAAGCGAAGGACUCAGCUCUAGCGGGCAUGGCAAUAAUGGAGAGCUUGGGAGGCUUGGUAUCCCCGAUGGUUCUCGGUGCAAUCCAAAGCUUCACGAACGAGGGCAUGGUUUUCAUCGUAGCUUCAUGCCUGGUCGCAGGAGCUAUGUUGUGUCUGGUUGCGAGUCUGUUAUACAGAUGA
Molecule: messenger RNA, 1470 nt
Organism: Periconia digitata
Lineage: Eukaryota; Fungi; Ascomycota; Dothideomycetes; Pleosporales; Periconiaceae
Source: the annotation of a GenBank genome assembly